UUGAAGGAGUAAAAACCGGUCAGAAGCGUGGUGUGGAGUAGAGAUGUGUGACGGGUGUAUUGAGAUCUUUUAGUGGUGGAAGGGCGUAGGAGGAAAAUUCAGACUGAACCUUUAUAUCAUAACCUAAUCUGUGUACUCUGCUUUUGUGGGAGUUGCUGUCUGACAAGAAAUAUGUAUGAUAAUAGACAUAACAAGGAUACUAAUAAAUUGCUCAUAGACUUUCACAGUCCUUUACAAACACAAUUGGAAGAUGUAAAAUCUGGUCAUUUAAUACCAUUAAUUCCACCUUUACUUGGCCCAACAGAUUCUCCAAGUGAUGCACCAGCUUUCAGUCAGACUGUUUUAGUUGAUGAUAAUGAUUCUGAUGUGGACAAUAAUCCCUUUGACCUAGUUGUUCAUCAAACAAACUUGAAUAUUAGGAUGCUAAAUGAUCCCUUUGAACUAGUAUAUCAGAAAGCAUAUCAUAUACCAGCUAAUAUUUCUUGUGAAGUAAAUGGUAAAUGUGCAGAUCCAUAUGUGGCAAACACAAGUGUUAAAGAUGUUUAUACAGUUUCUGUGCCAGUUAAGACAGGUACAGCCUUACAAGAUAUUUGUAGAACUACAUCUGAUAAUUCUAAAGGAAACUCUAUUAAUUCUAAUGACGUGAUUCAGUUACUGGAGCAUUUGAAUGGAGAUAUUGAUGACUUUGGUACAGAUGAUUCAUUAAUUUGUAUCGAAGAUAUCACAGAUCCAACUGGAUGUAAGUUUCUAAGUCUGUCAGAUACUUCUGAUGCUUCAAAACAGUCAUUCACAACAGAAAGAAGAAAUGAAUCGAAUAAUUUAAAUAUCGCCAAAGGAACUGAUGUACGUCAGCUGGUAAAGGAUAACAAUGGAACUUCUCACACAAAAUGGAUGGAAGAUGGACAAAGUACUGAUGCAAAUAAUUUGUUUCCAAAUGUACAAAGUUCCCUCUGUAAAGAAUAUAAUGGGGAACAAAUUUUCUCCAAUGUAGGCCAUUCAGGUAUCAAAGCUGAAACGGGUAUAAUGUUAACAUCCCAAGAAGUUAUAAUAAAAUCUGAUUCUCACACUGAUGAAGAAUUAAAAGCUAUUGUUGCCACUAGAAUAAAUGCUUGCAUUCAAAAUGCUCUGGGGCAAUCAAAGAUGUUUACAAAAGAAAAUUACAUUUCUGAUCACAAUUCAGGCUCUCAUGUCACUGCUGCUACUCCAGAUAAGAAUAUAGUUGUGCCACACACAUAUUCACUUUCAUUUACCACUCUUGCAAUAGAGAAAACUGGUUUACCUGCAUCUAUAAAUAGUGAUGAAGGUGCAUCUCUUGAAACAUUGCAAAUGUUAUGUCAACAGGGAAAUGCAAAAUCAGUGAACAUUGGUAUGGCAUCUGGUCUGAAGACACCUCUGAAUAGAAUGAAAAUACCAACGCCUAAGAGGAGCAGUAGCAGUACUGUUAGUGUUGGUUCAUAUGGGGAACUCAAUAAAGCAUUCUGCACAGUUGCUUCAUUAAACACCUCUCCUGAUCUCUUAUGUGAUAGAUCAUUCUCAGAUGUUAGAGGAAUUAGUGAUGAUGGAGCUGUUCAGUUUCCUUCUGUUUCUGGUUCUGUAGAGAAAUUUUCUGCUCUAAAAUGUGCUAAUGACCAAUUAGAAGUAAAGGAAAAGGAUGCACUUGCUAGUUUUCUUAAUGAACCAUGCUGUUUCAGUUCAUAUGAACAAAGGAAUGUUGCAGCUAAUGGUAGAGCUAUUAAAGCAAUUAUGGAAACAGAUUGUGUGUUUGAUGGAGAAACACUAAAUACAGUAGGAAAGGAUAUACUUCACGUGGAAGAAACUGAUCAACAGAAACAUGAAUACAUGAAUCGAGUUCCUGGAAAUUGUUUGGAUACUGACAGGAAUGAUCCAAAGUGUACGCCUUCAGACAUCAAUGAUUACUUGGCAGGAAAUAUAUAUGUUAGAAGAUCGUUGCCAUCUUCAUGGUCUGUCAGUUCACCUUACAGUAACAAGAAUGAGGAGAUUGAUGGAGAUGACUCAUUGUGCAUGGAAGCAAAUACUUUGGCUUUUGUCUUCAGUAAUGUAGCAGACAGCUUCACUCAGUUAACUUCAAGUGAUGAGGAGGAAGAUCUCUUAACCUGUAAACCCCAGUGGGAGGUCUCUCAGCUGAAUUUACCAAAAUUCAAUUUAGAAGAGGAUGGUUCAGAGCAUGCAGAAAAGAACAACCUUCAAACUGGUGCUGAGAAAAAGAAAUGUGCAUAUGAAAGAAGUCAGAAGACAGGGUCAGCACAAAAUGAUGUGGCCCUAGAUGACAGAUGUGAACAUAAAAGAGCCACACCUCAAAAGAAAUUUGAUGUGAAUAAAAAUUCUGGAUGCAGUAGUACAUCCAGUGAAUCAUCUGUAACUUCGCCCUCAUCUAAGCGAAGUUCUAGCAGCUGCUCGGGCUCCUCAACACCACCUCUCUCUAAACAGAGAAUCCAAGGCCUUAGUCUGCAUACUCGUCUCUUAUCUUCAGUAGACAAGAAGUUGAACAGGGCUGUACCAAAUGUUGUUCUUCCACCACCAAUGAGUCUUACGGAUGACAAGGCAGGAAGAGAUACAAGAUUGAAACCUAAGAGAAAGCAGGAAGUUGGAAAACGAGGUCCAGUGAAAGCAGUUGUUCCAGUCAGUAACAUGACACGAGCGAGUGGGCUUGAAAAGAAAGGAGUGCAGGGAGAAGAUUAUGUACUUAAAGAUAAUUCGGUAGCUAUGGUCACUAGCACACCAAAGCCUUCGGUUAGGUCAUUACUUAAUCACAAGAGAGAAUCCAGCAAUACUCAGAUUCAGAAAAGGGAUGUGAAUCCUGCUGCAGUGUCUCAGCUUGAUUCAAGGACGGUUGCUACGAAGAAAGAAAGUUCUGGGAUUAACAGAUCAUUUACAGCGCUGUCCCAACCAAUGUGUGUUCCCAUUCUACGCCGUGCAAACUCUCUUACCAGUGGAAUUCCUUCUCUUGCAUCACUCUCUGUCAGUCUUCUAAAACAACCCUCCCAUUGUGAUAAUAAUCAUCCCCCUGUUGAUACCAGAGAUAAUUCAAAACCUCUCUUGAAUGUACAGCCUGCAUCCCCAAUUUGUAAGCAGCCAUCAUGCAACAUACCAACUCUUGGCUCUCAACAGAAAGGCAAACCAUCCAGUAGCAUUACAAAUUUCAAUCUGUCAGGUUUGGCAGUAACUUCCACUCCAACAAGAAAAGGCAGAUAUUCAUCUCCAAAUCGCAGUACUUUGAAAUGUUUAGCAUCUCCUAUUCCAAUUAGGGAUGUCAGAGAGAAGCAUACAUUGCAAACUCGAGCAUUUGAGAGUACUAGAACUGUUGUUCUGCCUGCCAAUAAAUCUGUAGAUAGUAUCCAACAGAAGGAAAAUACCAAACCAGUUCCUGAACAUCAUAGAAGAUCAAAAUCUGUGUCUAAUGUACAACCCCCAAAACAGAAGAAAACUUCACCGACACAAAACUACUUUGAUAAAUCUAAAAUUCAUACUUCAUCCAAUAAGUCUACGGCAUUUGGUAAUGGUCUCAGGAAAGACCAUUCAAAAUCGCCCAGUUUUCAGAAGGAUACUUCAAAACCUCUGGUGAUGAAAAAUCUAAACAACCAGUAUGCUGUAUACAAAGAAAAUUCAAAGAUGGAUUUAUCUGCACCUAUUUCUGGAAAUGAUCAAAAGAGGCCAAAACCAGUUUUACAGGCAUAUUCCAAACUGAAGAGAAGUACUGUGAUUCCAGCGGACAAGGAGAAUGUGAAUCCAUCAUGUGAAAUUCGCCUUUGAAGAUGCAUGAAUGAGUGUUGUUGAUAAUAUGGUAAUAUACUUGGAUUUAGUCCAUCAAUAUGCCAAUAGCUUUGCUGCAGUUAAUAAUGACAUUUAACAAAAAAUCACAUUCUGGUUGUACACUUUUAUGGAAAGAAACUGUCAGAAAUUUAAAGAUCUGAAAGUUUUAAAACUGAAAAUUUUUAAAUGAAUGAAAAAAGUAUGCAUUUACUUGUACCUACAUUUAGUACUGCGAACACAAUCUUGGUGCCAUCUGAAUUUAGUACUUUCUUAUGUAUAUAUGUAUUUCCAUAUUAUUAUAUAGUAUUCCUGAAUGCAGUAAAUAUUGAUGUAAUAAAAUUCUCCAUCACGUGCAGAAGUAAUUGAAUUGGUAUUAUGCCACUCAUUUCUCAGUAUUGCCAGAUUAUUAUAAUUUUGGAUCUAUAAUAACAAUAUAUGUAAUAUUAGUGACAGGUAUGGUUUUAUCCUUUUUGGAUGCUAUCUAUAUUAACUUAUAGGUUCUUUAGUUUAUUCUGAAUUUCUGUGUAAUAUGGAGACUGUUUUCAAACAUUUGAGGGAAUUCAUUAAGUAGCAAUCACAUGAUCCUGUUACAUAUAUCAGUAACUUGAUAAGGAAAACAUCUUUCAAAAUUCUGUGAUAUAUUUUAGCCCCACGACUGUUUUCAAACAUUUGAGGGAAUUCAUUAAGUAGCAAUCACAUGAUCCUGUUACAUAUAUCAGUAACUUGAUAAGGAAAACAUCUUUCAAAAUUCUGUGAUAUAUUUUAGCCCCACGACUUUUAUAUUCAGAAAGUAUUUAGUAUAUGAUGUGUGAAAGAAAUGGAAUUAGAUGGUCACCUCAUGAUUUCUGAUUAGAUCAAUAAGUAUUAGUCUGCACAACUUCAUCGUUGACAAUAUCUGGAGUUGCUGCUGCCGUCAUCUCAAAUGGAUUUUGAUUUAAGCAAAAUAUUGAAGAGAUAAUUAAAAUACAAUAUUCUGAAUGCUCUAAAUCAGGUCUAAGCAAGGCAUUAAUUGCAGUCUUCCAGUGGCCUAUGAACUAAUUUUGAGUAGAAUGCCAGUACAUUGAAUAGAGAUUACAAAUAUUUAGUUAUAAUUUGUAGAAAUUUCUGAAAUUGACUUCUGGAACCUGAUGAGUAAUGAAAAUUGUCAAAAUAUAAAAAUAGUGGCCUUCUACAUAACACCUGUCAACUAUAUUUAUUUACCUAUGGAAUGUGCUUUCUAGACAAUGAACAUUAGCAUGUCAGAAUACUGCUCCUGCCUUAGACAGGUACUUCAUCUUGCAUUUAAAGUUAGCAGUUAGUUAUUUACUAAUUAUCAAAAUUCACAGAAUUAGCAUAAUCAGUGAAGUGCAGUUCUUCAUCUUGUUAAUUAAACGUGUUUACAGAAUAUUUUUUGAAAAUAUGUUUCUAUUCUUAAAUCUUCAUGUUAGUAAAGUUUUAUGUUUUGAAUAUGUUGGUGUAAAUUCUAAAAUUAAAAUUAGUAUUUAAGCUUUAUGUUGCACUUAACCUAUGAAAUAUGUGCUUUUACGUGUUAUUAAGAAAACGUUAAAUAAAUGAGUGAACCAUAGAGUUCUGGCGAACUUUGAGCUAGCACUUGCCAUGCAAAUUCUGCCCAUCCCUGCUGUACAUAAAAAAUAACCAGAUCAAUUUAAGUUCUUUGGAAAAUAGAAUUAUUCCCCAAUCUGCAUGUAGUGCAGUGAACUCUUCAUUAUCUGACACACAUGGGGAAUUAACUAACUCCAUGGUCUUAGUCUGCAAGGGAACUAUACCGACUGAGUGACCGCCGCUUGUUGGCGAAGUU
Cryptotermes secundus is the source of this 5569-nucleotide messenger RNA. RefSeq lists its product as uncharacterized. The transcript has 12 exons. Lineage: Eukaryota; Metazoa; Arthropoda; Insecta; Blattodea; Kalotermitidae. Bases 172 to 3771 code for a protein of 1199 amino acids. The record is from RefSeq and is a predicted model, not a curated record.